CCUGGCUUGGAAGGUGACGGCGCCUUCUCCGCAUCUCCAGACGGAGGGACCUUUCCCGCUCCUCCUUCUUUCCUCUUCAGUUCCUCUUGCCAUCCUCCUCCUCCUCCUCCUCCUCCUCCUUCAAGUCCUUUCCGACUUCGGGCAGCCCUAAGGCGACCCUGGGUCCCUGGGUGUCCUUGGCAGGUUCCUUCAGAGGGGCUGAGAGAGUGGGACUGUCCCCAAGUCCCCGGUGAGUCCUCCUAGCCCAGCAGGGAUUCGAACCCGGGUCUCCAGAGCCCUAGUCCCUAAUGCCACAUUGGCAUCACUGAGGAGGAAAGAGAUGCUCAAGGGAGAGGAGCCCAGAGCUCCACCAGCUUCUUAAGGAACUUUUCCUGCGAAGCCACACUUUGGCUGCUGGCACUGAAAGAGGAGGAGGAGGAUAUGCCUCCUUUGCCCGGGUUGCUGCUGGAGGACUCAUCUCAGCUUUGGGCUGAUCCCGGGAACUGUCCUUUUUGCACCCCUGGCACCCAAGUGCCUCCUUGUAAAGCCUGGCCUCGAUUGACCUAAGCGAGCCCUUCCUGUUUUGAAGAGCACCACCAUCUCCAUGGGCAGGAAUGGAAGAGGCAGGGUUGUCGCAGAAGAACCGGUCCACUGCUGUGGGAAAAGGAGAAGGCCUUUAUCCUAUUUGGGUGCUGAGCUUCCUUGCCCUCAUCCUCAUCCUCACGACAGCUGUGGACAUCUUGGGCAACCUCCUGGUGAUCUUGUCAGUCUACAAGAACAAGAAGCUGAGGAAAGCAGGCAAUGCCUUUGUGGUCAGCCUGGCUGUUGCAGACUUACUGGUGGCACUAUACCCCUACCCACUAGCCCUGAUUGCCAUUUUCCAUAAUGACUGGGUUAUGGGCUACCUCCACUGUCAGGUGAGUGGAUUCCUGAUGGGCAUGAGCGUCAUAGGCUCCAUUUUCAACAUCACUGGCAUUGCUAUCAACCGCUACUGCUACAUCUGCCACAGCCUGAAGUACGACAGGCUCUUCUCCCUCAGCAACACACUAUGUUAUGUGGGGCUUGUUUGGGCCCUUACCUUGCUGGCCAUCAUGCCAAAUCUCUUUGUGGACUCCCUGAAAUAUGACCCCCGGGUGUAUUCUUGCACUUUUGCCCAGUCUGUCAGUUCGCUCUAUACUAUCAUGGUGGUAAUUGUCCAUUUCUUCUUGCCCAUCACCAUCGUCAGCUACUGUUAUCUCAGGAUCUGGAUCCUUGUGCUCCAGGUGCGGCGGCGAGUCAAGCCAGAUGUCCGGCCCAAAAUAAAACCCCAUGACUUCCGGAAUUUCCUGACCAUGUUUAUGGUCUUUGUCCUCUUUGCUGUCUGCUGGGCACCACUCAACUUCAUUGGCUUUGUAGUGGCACUGAAGCCAGCAUUGGAUUCUUCCAUACCAGCAUGGCUCUUCACAGCAAGCUACUUUAUGGCAUACUUUAACAGCUGCUUGAACGCUGUGAUUUAUGGAGCACUGAAUCACAAUUUUAGGAAGGAGUACAAGAGAAUCAUUCUGACUCUGUGCCAGCUGGCUUGUAGGGUGGAUUAAAAGAAAUCCACUGAAUUCAAUUGGGAUUUGAACACAUAAAGCAGGACAAAGUUUACAAGAGUCCUUCAGUGAUCAUAGGAGGUGAACUGAGAACACAGUUCUUUAUAACAAAGUGUUAAAUGGCUUGUUGUGGUUUGUUCUCUGAAAGCAAUGAGGUUUGAGAGUCCCACUUUAGGGCAUAACUGGCAUAGCAAACCAUGACUUCUUAUCAGUAAAAUCACACUGGUAACACAGCUGAGCCAAGUAAUUUGUAUCAAGUGAUGUAUUUUAUUUAUUGCAUGAACUGCUUUCCAGCCUUUCAUGAUUUUCUGUACUUGCGUUCCAAAAGUCCCACUGAGUUUGAGAUUGCCUCUCAGAAGCUAUCUGAUAUUCCCCAAAUAGGUUUUGCUGAAGGCAGUCCAGGGACUGUGGCAAGGAUAACUCUGAUCAUUGUACAUAUUGCAAUACAUGUGUCAUGCAUUGCAAUAGGUGGAUUUCAUAUCUUGUACUCUUUCUCUCUCUGACUCCAGUCAACAAGAUAAUAUGCACAAAGGUGCAGGUAUGUGUGCAUGUAUGUGCAUGCACAUGUACACACAUACAUGUUCACAGAAAAGCUCAUUGGCUGAGAAAUUAAAAACUGGAGUAAUCUAUUUCCCAAAGAGCUGUAGUACUUUAACACAUUUCAGACAACAUGGACUAUCAUGAAAUAUAGUCCAUCAGAUACAUAAGCUGCUAUCUUAAAUUUCAGGUAUACAUCUAGUAGAUUUGGUUGGGAUUGUACACAUGAGGCAAGAUGGAAAUUACAUGUAGAAAAUGCUGGAUGUGACAUUUACAUUAACAAUAUCCAUUCCCCAAACUGUUAUUGUCCCUAUGUGUGCCUCUGUGAAUCCCAGGGUAAAUAUGUAGCAUUGCACUUCUCCUGUGUGCUGCCCAUAAAGAAGAAAAUAAUUCAGACUUCCCUUCCAAAAAUAUUCAUUCACCUAUAUCAUUCACUUUAGCUAUCAUCAUUUUUUGGUUUACAGAUGCUAAAGUGAGUUCAAUCCAGAAAAAAAAAAAACCACGAGAAUGGCUCUGUGAAACUCACUGGAAGAGCAAAUUUCAGGUUGCAUAUUGGAAAAGUAGAUAUGCAUUACCAUUUGAGAAGUCAUUAUAGCUGUUCCAGUCAGUUUGCCUAGUCAGCCACCAUGCUUGUUCUCUCACAAGGUUUCUCCCUGGAAAAAGAGGCAGAACCCUUUGAUGCCCGCAUGGACGUUUGCCCUGCCUUGGUUAUGACAAAGGGAAGAAGGACACUUCCUCCACGUAAUCUUGCUCUGGAUGAGAAGGAAGAUUUUAUUUCUAGCUCAGGCACAAAAUUGACUGUACCCUUCCAGCCCUCAAAUUGACCCCAGGGCAAACUUAGUCAUGGAGCAAAGUGGAGUAAGGACAGCCAUGGCUGCAAUAUAAUAUUUCUGAUUUUUAAUAGCCUACAUUUGGACACAGACAUUUGGGAGUGGGGUGGGAAUAAAUAAGACUACAGUGUCUGCACACCAAGGGAAUCUGGAAACUGUAGGCUAAAAAAAAAAGAGCUACUUUCCUAAACUCUGUAUUUCUGUGUGAAGUCGAAGGCUUUCAUGGGUUUUUUGUGGGUUUUUUCGGGCUAUGUGGCCAUGUUCUAGAAGAGUUUAUUCCUGAUGUUUUGCCAGCAUCUGUGGCUGGCAUCUUCUCUGAAUUUCUGUAUUUCCUAUACUCUCUAUAACAGCAGUCUACACCAAGCACAACCAAGAACAUACAAGAAGGUUUUCCAAGGUGGCAGAAGCUCUUGGGUUCAGUCUCAAGUCUCUGUUGCUUUCUGUGCCAUGAAGAACCCUAAACUAGCUCUUAAAAAUUGUGUGGAGAGGUUGAGGGAAGA
Molecule: messenger RNA, 3423 nt
Organism: Sceloporus undulatus (fence lizard)
Lineage: Eukaryota; Metazoa; Chordata; Lepidosauria; Squamata; Phrynosomatidae
Product: melatonin receptor type 1A-like
Exons: 2
Coding region: 594-1556 (320 amino acids)
Biological process (GO): G protein-coupled receptor signaling pathway
Cellular component (GO): membrane
Molecular function (GO): melatonin receptor activity
Source: RefSeq, a predicted model, not a curated record